Molecule: messenger RNA, 6630 nt
Organism: Cyclospora cayetanensis
Lineage: Eukaryota; Apicomplexa; Conoidasida; Eucoccidiorida; Eimeriidae
Exons: 18
Molecular function (GO): ATP binding; ATP-dependent chromatin remodeler activity
Source: RefSeq, a predicted model, not a curated record
AUGACUCUUCUUCUCCCGCUGAGCUCCUUGGAACCUCCCCAACAAGAUGCGGAGGGUGGCUGCUUGGUAAGGACUGGAAGAGCCGCGGGAGCAGCGACACCCCCUGCAUCAGACGAGGAGUCGCAGACCGCUCCUCAGCAUAGAGCGCCCCCUGUGGAUACUGAUCUGCAGUGCCGCCAUGGUUCCCAGCAGGAGCUACACACCCACCCGCGCAGAGAAUCACCGUGUCAACAAAGGAGGAAGAAACGGCUCAUGCGGCAGCACAAGAUGAUUCAACUUGAGACAGCCAACGAUCGAAGCUCUCCCGACCUCAGUAGAAGGCAAACGCAUCAACAGGAUGAGCAGGAGCAGCAGCACUCCGAGCAUCAGCGCCAGUGUCUCUUGAAGCGCGAUGCGGUGCUGCGAGCAGCAGCGUCUGCCGCUUGCAAAGAAGGCCUGGAGUGUCUGUACACCUGGGAGCCUUUGGAGAUUCCUGCGGAGACGCCCCCUGCCGAAAUUUGUUGGCAGUGCAACCCCAGCAGCCAUGUCGAGACGUCAUGGCGUCGCCUUCGACGUCCCCAUAUAGAGCGUCUGGCAGCAGACGCAGCUGCGUGCGACACAGGCAGAGGGAACGAAUCCGCAGAGACGUCGUCAUGCGCAGAUAUGGUGGCGGCUGCAGCGCAGCCGAUCUGCAGCUGUCGAAGGUUUUGGGGGGCACUUUUAGAGGCUCCCGAGCCAGGUGACCUUUCUCUUACUCUGGUAGCUGCGCAGCCUUCUCCAGCCGUCUCGUGCAAGGCUGCCGCAACUCCGCUUGGCGAAACUGCAGAUAGUGCCUGCUUGGCGGGAGCAGAAGCAGCAGCACCCUGCAGGGCGGCUGCCGUACAUCCACGCGUUGGCGCUGAGUGCAGAUUGAACGCCAGUGCCGCCCUUCACUCUAUGGGAGAUUUGUUACCAGUUCUGACCUCCAGGAGGCAUCUGCUGCCUCUUUGCCUCCGUGCAAAGCUGCUCUGUGCGAGACACUUCGCUGCUGAUGCUGCGCCUCCGACCGGCGCAGCAGCAGCCAGCAAAAGUGGAAGCCAGACAAGCCGCAAGAGGCAGCGCUCUCCAGCUGCUUCCGAAUCUGUUAAAGGUUUUGUACCAGUACCCAGCUCUUCAACCAGCAGUAACAAGUGGAUUUGGCUAGUCGAGGUGUCGCUGUGCCUCGAUCGCGCCAGCUGCCCCUCUCCCUGCAGCGUGCAGCUACACGUGUCUGACUGUCGAACGAAAGCCGCUCACUGGCUGUUCGGGAGGAUGUUGCGGCACCCCUCCCUGCUGCCAGCAUCGGUUGCGGCGGCAGUCUCAGCAGCCUCACUCACAAGAUCCUCAGACGCGCAAUCGAACGCCUCUGCCCCUCGCCCCUUCUUUGUAAGCCCUUCUCUCAUAUACAGUCUCGUUUCGCAGAGACACGUUCUACACGCGCUGCUGCAGCAACACAGCUCCCAUGCCAGCAACGACCCUCUACCUCUCUCUGGAAUAGAGUUGCUCCAGCCUGCCGGAUUGCGCUGCUCGCUGCGUCCGUACCAGCAAAGAGCCGUCCUUUUCGCGUUGACAAGGGAGUGGAGGGCUUUUCUGGGAAGGAGCAACAGCAUGCGCGGCGCCAGUGGCGCAGAGAAGGCGCUGAACAAGCUCGAGGAGCAGCAGCAACAGCAGCUGCAACUGCUGCUGCAGCAGCACCAGCAGCCGAUGCAGCAAAGCGUGAAUAUGUUCUGGAUCCGAGUCGCGCUGCCUUCUGCUGCGGCAAUGUGGAUCAACCACGUCACCGGCCAGGUAGCUGCAGCCUCAGAAGCCGCUACUGCAUCAGACUCAUUUGCAGCAGACGGCGUUGCUGCCAGCUUUGAGGUUCCGGGUGGUUUGCUCUGCGACGCAAUGGGUUUAGGGAAGAGCGUUGAGGUUCUGACGCUUAUUCUUGCCAACCCAAAGCCGCGAUCUGCGUGCGCUGCCGUCGGCGAGCCUGCCGCCGAAUCGCUGCCUCCUGCUGCGACGCGAUGGGCGGAAGCGGCACCUGCCGAGUUCAAGGGAGCACUCUACCGCUGGGGAGACGAAAUAUCCUCCGACUGCCGGAUUUGCUGUAUCUGCGGUUUGGAUUCUCUGGGUCCGCUUUGUCGCAAAGGAAGCAGAAGAUGGUCGCCUCAGGCAGCAGGAGGCAGGAGCAAGCAAAAGCAGCCGAAGCAGCCGCGCGCGUCGCACCUGCGGGGGGAGCGAGCGAACGGCAGUUCCUCCCUGCUGGCAGUCGUGCAGUGCAGCAGCUGCCAGUGCCUCUCGCAUGUCUUCUGCGUUGCGGCGUCUCCCGGAGCCGCCGCAGAAGUGCCCUUCCUCUGCCCCUUCUGCGUUGUAGACAGUCAAGAAAGGCUUGCUGGCAGUCGCAGCGUCGACCAGCUGCCAGAAGGAAAAGGCACAGUCUUAGUCUGCCCCUCAGCAAUCGUCGACCAGUGGAAACGGGAGGUUUCUCUGCACUGUGACAAAUCCUUGAAAGUCGCAGUGUAUCCUGGCCUUAAGCAAGCCAGAGCUGCUCUGGCUGACACUGUUGUAGCACUUGCGCGGGCUGAGUCGCGCGCAGCAGCUUCCCGCGGAGCGUCGUCGCUCCCUGGUGCAUCAAGUGGCAGCCGAGAGCGGUGCGAGGAUGCGGAAGAGUAUCCUGGAGACUCUUCUCGCCUGUCUCUCUGCCCUCGAACCGUGGAAGCCGUUCUCGGGUGCCUCCCGCAGGGGCCUACUGUGUUGUGCUCCCAGUUGAUGGAUUUUGACAUUGUGAUUGUUCCCUUUGAGGCGUUGCAGCAGGAGGUGUGGUUCGCUCCCCCCCUCAGCAGCAGCAGCGAUGCCAGCUCCACCGUUUUGGGCUGUAGCGGCAGCGGCAGAAUGUCUUUAAGGGGGACUAAACGAUAUCGCAAGCUGUUCUCUCCGAUCGUGGGUAUUCGUUGGUGGAGGCUCGUCGUGGAUGAAGCACAGCUUGCAGGAGGAUUCAGCGGUGCUGCUCGUUUCUGUCAUUCGAUCGAAGCCACACACCGUUGGUGUGUGUCAGGAACCCCGCUUCUUGACGAGUUGGCGGGUGAGGCUUCCCCAAAGCGAUCCGCGCAUGCGCCAAGGGGAUCGCUACUCCCCAGAGAACUUGCUGGAAUCCUCGCUGCUCUGCGCCUGUCGAUCGACGGAGCUCACCCCCUACCCCCGGCACUUAGCCAGCGUGUGUUUCACGCGCUCUCGCUCCCGCUGCCACAGAGUGCCUUGGAAGAGGCUCUUCCCCCUGCGAGCGGCAUCAGCAGCAGCAGCGACACUCGCAGCAGCACUUUUGGAGACACGAGGCUCUCUGCGCCUCGUGUGGGGCCUAACUGGGGCCUAACAGGUUUCGCACUCAAUGUGGCUGUUGAUUUGUUGGCUCCUCUUAUGUGGAAAACGAACAUGAGCGAUGUUGCCGAAGAGCUAGGCGUCCCCCCUCCCAUAGUUCAUGAUAUUUUUGUAGACUUAGGACCAAUAGAGCGCUUCUUCUAUCAGCGGCAGCAGCGGACGGUUACACGCCGCGUGUUGCGGCUGUGCAGCAAGCACCAGCAGCAGCAGCAGCAGCUGCUGCUGCAACAGGAGCGGCUGCUGCUUGCUACAGCGAGAGCCGCCGCCUCUGGCGCAGCGACUGCAGCUGCUGUCGGGAGUGCCCCUCUUGCAGCAGCGUUGUCAUCGCAAAUGGUGGGGUUACUCUUGGUGCUGCGGCAAGCAGCAAAUCAUCCCCAACUCGGCGCGCUUGGUUUGAGCUGUCGACGAAGCACCAACAGCAGCGCGAACGCCAACAGAAGUCGAAAGAAGCCUGAAAGUCUUGAGGCGCUGGGUCGUUACAUGUCUAUGGACGAGGUUCUGUGCCAGCUCCUCGCAGAUGCACGGGUGGAGCUCGAAGGAGCUUUACGCGCGUACUGUGCAGAGAUAAAUGGCGUAGCUGGCAUUUCGCUUCUUCAAGGCAAGCCUGCUCGCGCGGCUCUCCUCUACCUGCAUGUACUGGAGCUGUCUGCACACCCUCUGGGAGCUUCGGAUGCUCCCCGAAAAGUCGCGGCGUUUCUGGGGGUGCCUGACGAAUCCAUAGGCAGUCUCAUACUGAAGCCUCCCCUCGUUGAGUCGCUUACUUCGGGGUGCUACCACAUCGACAAGCUGCAGCAAAUUCACGCGGCUUACAACCUGUACGAGAGCCUCUCCAAGCAGCCUUCCAACGACGCCUGUUCCCCCGUGCAUCAACGAGGGAAGACUCCCGACGAGGCUCUUGGGCUUCAUUCGGAUCUUGUAGCCGGCACGCCUUCUCCUUUCAACGCGGAAAGCAGCAUCAACAACUGGACGCGCAGCAGCGCCAGCGAGGCGUCACAAGACAGAGGAGGAGCUCCGCAGAGCGUUUUCCAAAGCGACGCGGUAGCAGCUACAGACCAGUCUGCAGCAGCAGCAGCAGCAGCAGCAGCUUGGGAGUUGUACCAGUGUUUAAGAAGAGAAUAUGUUUCGAAGGCGGUUGGAGAGCUCAACCGCGCAAGGGAAGCCUUCAGAAUGUGCUUUAGAGACACAGAGAGACAUCGGACUGAGAAGACACUGCUAUGCGCUGGGAAGAAAAAGGCCUCACAAACAACUCGCGGCUGCUCCUUAGCGCCUCCCAAGGCACCAGCAUGUGUCUCCUCGCCAGAGGAGUCUCCUACGGAGGGGGAGAGAGGACGCCUCCCCGUUUUCUCCACCCGUUCGCCCUUUACCACGGACGAGGCACUUGACUGUGCCGAAGAGCGCCCUCCCACCAGCCAUCAGAAUCUCCCAAGCAGCGGAGCACGCGAGCUCUCCACGAGCGCGCAGAGAAGAGCUCUGCGCAGCGAGGAAGACUCUUCGGCAUUAGCGGAGUUUCAGGAGGCUGAGACGCAGAGACGAUCUCUCGGUUCGGGGAGGUGGUUUGCAGCAUUCGCCACUCUCGACGAGGAACGCAGCAAGGCCGUUUCUCUCAGAGUGCGAGACGAACUCGCCAACCUGCGGGGGAUUCCAUCUGGAGACUAUGGAUGCCGUUCUGGCCCCUUGAAUUUCAUGGGUAGACGACUGCACUUGGGGGGUGUCUCGAGCUGCAAGGGGAUUGUAAGUGCUCUUGAAAUACGCCUUGAUGAGCUCGACUGCCGACGAAAAGCCCUUAUUCAGACUCUGGAGAGCCUCGAUCAUCACGGGAAACCUUGUGCAGAGCAGCAGACCGCAUUUGGCGGCUGCCCACGCUGUAACGAGAUCUGUCAAGCAGAGUUACACCAGUUUCAGGAGCAGCAGCAGAAGAAAUCCAACAAAGUUCAGCAGCAGAAUCUGCAGCAACAGCAACAGCAGCUUCGGACAGGUGCCUCUCCAAGAAAACGCAGACGAAAAGGAGACUUCGAAGAAGUGCUUCUUGGGAGUCUUUGUUUUCACUGCGCAGCUGCGCAGCAAAUUUCAGAAUUACAAUACUAUGUGCAUAACACCGUUGCAAAGAACCUUGACACUGUCACCACUGAUCCCUAUGGCCUGAACAUCGAGGGUUACCACCACUACGGCGAUAGCGACCUUAUUCGCUGUUUGCAGCUUUUAUGCAGCAUUCUCCGUAGAGAUUCAGAUCUUGGAGUGCCUGAGACGGCAUGUGUUGCUGCAGCCGCAGAAGAACACUUGAAAGAGCUUGACUGCCUCAAGCGGGAGUUGACUGCUGCCGGGGUGUAUCUGCUGGCAAGUCGGGGAGUCUUAUCUGCUUUCGACGAGCUGCGGAUGUCUGUCUCUCGCUUCUUUUUGAAGUCUCCCGACAACAGCUUUCCGGCUGGCGCUUGCGCAGCUGCAGCUGGUGGGGACUGCUGCGGUGGUUUGAGCGACUCGUCGAUACGCCACGAGUUGUGGCUGCAGCGCUGCGGCUUGGGAGCUCAUGAGAUUCCUGCGGUUCUUUCGCAGCUUACGGGGGAUUUGCUGCUUUCCAAGGAGCAAAUUGCUGUGUGCUUCACGAGACACCAGUUCCUGACGAACCUGAAAACCAAAGAAAGCAACGCUGCGCUCAAGCGACCUCCUCAGGGCCGAACUGCCUCUGAUCCUCCCGUGGCUGCUGCUGAUGAUCGAAAGGACGAAGAAACGGAGGCGAAAUCUACAGUCUCUCGAGCGGGUGCCAUGACAGAAGCCAACGACCAGCUUUCACGAGGACCGCAAGACACUUCGCGCGAUCGUCAGCCUCGGAGUUCAGCGGCGUCGCUGACACGUCGCCAAGAGCAGCUCACUGCAUCGAAGCCGCAGGAGCUGGAGCAGGACGGGCAGUGGCAUCAGCGUCUUCAGCAGCAGCAGCAUGCACGGAAAAGGAGUCUCUACCACGAAGACGAGGAAUUCCAGCGCUGCCCAAUUUGCCUGCAAAACUUCGACGCAGGAGGGUGCGUGGCAGUCUCACCUUGUGGCCACUCCACGUGUUUCGCCUGCCUGCAGAAAUUGCAGCAACUGCAGCGACGCCAGCAGCAAAGGCAGUACCAGCAGCAGCAGCGCGAACGGGUUCAGCUGCUGACUUGCGCAGUCUGUCGGCACCGCUUCAGCGUUUCCUCUGUCGCCCUUGUUGCGGCUACUGCCGCGUCAGCAGCAGCUGCCGCGUCAGCGCCAACCUCAUUGCAGCAGCAGCAGCAGCAGCAGCAGCAGCAGCAG